Molecule: messenger RNA, 2040 nt
Organism: Python bivittatus (Burmese python)
Lineage: Eukaryota; Metazoa; Chordata; Lepidosauria; Squamata; Pythonidae
Source: RefSeq, a predicted model, not a curated record
CAAUGGCGGCCCGAAUGGGUCCCUCGCGCACGCCGUGUCGCUGCAGUUAUACCCGAGAGACGGCGCCGAGACGUCUCCGCCGCUGGGCUGGAGGGCGAUGGUUCGAGGCCUGCGGGUGUGGCGCAACUAGCCGGGCGGAGGGUGACUUGGAUCAAGAUGUUUUCAAAAUGGGGCUUGUCAGCGCAUGGUGUCUAUAUUCUCCUAAGCAUUUACUACUUUGGAGUUUCAGAUGGAUUUCUGAACAUGUGUGGCUAUAUCGUCCCAGAGUCUCCAGUAGUACUGUCCACUGGUUCUAAUUUUACAGCAUUUUGCGUUCUCAAAGAUCCUUGUCCUCCUUAUGGCAGAAUUCGUGCUGAACAAGUUAUCUGGAAAACUAAAACUACAGUUGUCCCUAAAGAACAAUAUAGCAUAAUAAAUGAAACUGUUUCUAGUGUAACAUUCAGAGAUACUUCUAUGUUGGUUUCUCCUCUGACUUGCAACAUUUUACUACCAGGGGAUUUUAUUCAGAACAUCUAUGGAAUUCAAAUUCAACAGGGCUUUCCUCCCGAGAAGCCUACAAAUUUGAGCUGCAUUGUGAUUCAAACACAAGUGACAGCCUUUAUUCAACAAUGUUCCUGGGAACCUGGAAAGGAUACAUUUCUAAGCACUAAUUAUUCUUUAAAGUCUAGAUGGCCAAAUAAAGAAUUUCCUGAUUGUAUACCCCAAGACACUAAUAAUUCUUGUACCACUUCUUCUGUCGUCUUCUAUGUCACCCUGGAAGUAUGGGUGGAAGCCAAAAAUGAACUUGGGGUAGCUGAAUCUGACCACAUUGAAUUUGAUCCCAUAAAAUAUGUAAAACCUCUGCCUCCACACAAGCUGUCCCUCAAUUCGGGAGAAUUUCCUAGAAUCCUAAAGCUGUCAUGGGAAAACAGAUUUAAUGAAUCACCACAGGAGCUGAAAUACAAAAUUCAAUAUAAGACUUCUGAUAGCACUGUUUGGACUGAGAUUCCACCUGAGGAUACAGCUUCAUUGAGAACUUCCUUUACUAUCCAGGAACUAAGGCCAAAUACACAGUAUACGAUUAGACUGUGUUAUGCAGUUUAUUCAUCAAAGUACUGGAGCAAUUGGAGUGAAGUAGUUGGAUUCACUGCUGAAGACAGACCAUCUAAAGGACCAGCUCUUUGGCGUAACAUUAAGACUUCUGACUCAACAGGAAAUUGGACUUUGAGACUUCUCUGGAAGGAGUUGAAUCCUUCCGAAGCAAAUGGAAUAAUUUUGAAAUAUGAAGUAUUUAUUUCAGGAAGACCACCACUUUCUUUUCCAACUAGAUAUUACACUCUGAAUACCACCCAACUGACUUUAAAUGUACAAAGUGGGACAUAUGACGUAAGCGUUACAGCAUUUAACAAAGUUGGUAAAUCUCCUACAUCAGUUUUGUUUAUUCCAGCAACUGAUUCAAAAGCUUCUGUGAAAAAUGUUGUUGCAUUUCCUGAAGGUGGCAAACUCUGGGUAAAUUGGACAGCUCCCAAAGAGUCAGUCAGUAAAUACAUAAUUGAAUGGCAUGAAGCAUGUAGCAAUUUAAGCUGCACUACUGAAUGGCAGCAGGAACCUGGUUCAAAACAGAGAAUAUUUCUAAAAGGAAACAUAGAGCCAUACAAGUGCUACAUAAUAACAGUGUACCCAUUAUAUAUUGGUGGUCAAGGAGAAGGAAAAUCAACCCAGGCCUACCUUCAACAAGGUGUGCCUGCUAAUGGACCCACUGUUCGAACAAAGAAACUUGGAAAAUUUGAAGCUGUUUUAGAAUGGAACUCUCUUUCAGUGGAGGAACAAAAUGGGUUUAUCAAAAACUACACUAUUUCUUAUAAAACAGUGACUGGAGUUGAAAAAGUUGUGCCUGUGGACCCUUCAAAAACAGAGUACUUACUGUCAUCUUUAUCAAGUAACACUUUGUAUAUGGUGCGUAUGACAGCAUACACUGAUAGUGGAGGAACAACUGGUCCUCUUUUUACAUUUUCCACAAAUAGAUUUGGUAAGUUUUGUAUAUAAAUAUUCCAGUUUUUG